AUGGCUGCAAUUGUUCGUCCCUUCAUAGGAACUCCGCCGAGUCAUCCAGAAAUCGAUAAAGAUGGCAAGAUAUCUCCGAACGGUUCCAUCGUGGGUCCUUUUUAUCAAGGAAACAACAUCUCCCUUACUUGUGGAACGUCUGAUGGCAAACCGACCCCUGAAGUUUCCUGGUUUAAGGGUAGUGAGGAGCUGGACUCCGAAACUCAUGUGCAUAUAGAGAAGAAUGGGGCCUCAACUGUUAAGUCCAGAGUGAAUGUGACACUGAAAAGAGAGGACCUGGGAGCCAAAAUCGAAUGCCAUGUCGACAACGAUGCUAUAGACGAUCCCCUUGUGUCUUGGGUGGAAAUAGAUCUUCAUGUUCCGCCUUUAUCCUUAGAAGUGGAAGGACCAACUUCACCCGUGAUAGCUGGCGAACUCGUGUCUCUCACUUGCACAAUCCAAGGGGCCAAACCUGCAGCCAACGCUACAUGGUACAACAAGUCAGAUGUUAUUAAUGUGAUGCCCCAGACCCACAUAGAUCAGGCACCUGAUGGCACCUUGACUACCAUCAGUACUGUGCAAGUUCCAGUUUCCCGGUAUGACCAUCUAGGCACGUUUUAUUGCAAAGGAUCCAAUUAUGUGCUACAAGGCAAAGAAGCUCCUCUAUUGAAGUCUUUGGAUAUACAAGUUCUCUAUCCACCGGCUGUGGUCAUGCAACCUGUUAACGGCGUCAUCGUCAACGAAUCCGACAGCGCUAUCAUCUACUGCACUUACGAAGCCAACCCCUUCAAUGUAACGGAUGUCCUGUGGUUCCAUGAAGGUGAACUUCUCGCUGUUCCCACGCAAGACAAGUAUGAGAUGAGUAUGCAAGGCUACCCUGCCCUCACGAUCCGAAACGUUCAAAAAGAAGAUCGGGGAUUCUACUCCUGCUUACUCGCCAAUGACAUAGGCAGGGGCAAUGCCACGAACUACGCAGAAAUCAAUGUAUUGUUUCCACCCGUCGUAGAAGCCACUAUAUCUCCAGAAGAUGCAAAAGAAGGUGAUAGUAUCUCCCUUUUCUGUGACAUCCUUGAAGGCAAUCCCCAGAAUCUGAAACGAGUCCGGUGGUACAGAUAUGAAGAUUUCUUGCAUGAAACUACAGAAAGAGAGAUUGUGUGGGUUGGAGCGUCACGGAAUACUUCUGGAGUAUAUUCCUGUGAAGGACAAAAUACGGCUGGCUGGGGAGAAAGAUCAGAGCCGAAGGAGCUCAUUGUUCGCUAUCUACCAGGACCUGCUGAUUUAAUAGAGCUUGAUCCACCUGCUAUCAAGGGAGAAACCGCAACUUUACACUGCGACGUUGAGGAGCCUGGAUUACCCCCUGUGUCUAUAUAUAGGUGGGAGAAAGACGGAGAGCUAUUAGCAACAACAUCUAGUGAAAAUUAUACAACAGAUGUUCUUGGCGUCGGUAGUAAAGGGAAUUACACAUGCGCCGCUCUCAACAAUGUAGGAAUUGGACCCAAAUCUACGAAUUAUCUUCCAGUUUACGCGCCUCCAACAUUCAUCCACGAACUGCCCGAGAUCAGGGGUGCAGCUCGAGAUUCUCCAUUUAUCAGCUUCGAGUGCCGCGUGGAAUGCGAACCUCUGUGCGAAAUCUUCUGGAUGAAAGACGGUUUGAAAGUCACCAAUUCCGAAUUGUAUAUCAUAAGAAAUCGAGUGUUACCUGAAGAUCAUCUGAACAAUUAUUUCCGAUCGAUAUCCAGUAGUCUGCAAUUUAAUAUGACAGCCUGGCCUGGACGAAGACUUGAGCGAGACCGGGACAGAGCCAACUAUACUUGCUUUAGUACUCCUAACGAUGUGGGAGAUGGUGUCUCUUCCUCUAUGCUCUUUCUUGUAGAAUAUCCUCCCGAACUGAUGAGUCUGUCUGAAAAUGUGGUAAGAGUGCGUGAAGGAAAUGUGCCUCCAGAUGUGGAAUGCUCAGCUUCUUCAUGGCCUCCCAGCACUUAUCUUUGGCUGAGAGACACAAAAGUACUCGCAAGGGACGAGACACUGUCUUUCAAUCAAAGCGUGACUAGAGAGCACAUGGGAACGUACAUCUGUGUUGCAGAGAACAGUCACGGGAAGUCGCAAAUAGAGCUGAGACUAGAAGUGCUAUGUAGGUACAACUGCAUGUUUUGUGAUUUUCAUUUCUUAAUCACAUACUCCGUCUAAAUUGACUGCAAAUUUUAUAUUUACAUAACUGAAAUUAUACUUAAUUAAAACAAACAAUACUUCCCUAACAAUGAAAGCCAUCAAAAUGAAAGAUCAGCAUCAGUUUUCAACAACAAUAUAUCCAAAUGAUUUGAGUGAUACAGAAAAUUAUCAUUUUCGAAAUACAUUUUAUCGAGUGAAUUAGUAUAUUCGAAAUGAAUUACAUAUUUUAAAAAUAAUUGCAACAACAAAUCGAUAAAAUAAAAGUUUACUUUUUUAUUUUAGAUAUCUUAAGAAUAAUUAAGAAGAAAAA
Molecule: messenger RNA, 2458 nt
Organism: Stegodyphus dumicola
Lineage: Eukaryota; Metazoa; Arthropoda; Arachnida; Araneae; Eresidae
Product: hemicentin-2-like
Biological process (GO): cell-cell adhesion
Cellular component (GO): cell-cell junction; plasma membrane
Molecular function (GO): cell adhesion molecule binding
Source: RefSeq, a predicted model, not a curated record